AUGACGAAAGGACGCGUGGAUUCUGCUUUAUCUACCGCUCCGGUGGUAACAUGCAUGAAGACGCUGAUGAUGGUGUUCAACUUCAUUUUCUGGGUCACUGGAAUUGUGAUUCUGGCCAUUGGCAUCUGGACCAAGGUUGACCUGUACAAGUACCUGGAGUUGUCCUCCAUCUACCAGCCGGAGGCCCCAUAUGUUCUCAUUGGUGUCGGUGCCGUCAUUGUCCUCAUUGGGUCUCUAGGAUGUUGCUGCACGAUCAAGGGUCACUCCUUCCUUCUGCACAUGUUUGCUGGCUUCCUGUUUAUCAUCUUUAUUGUAGAACUCAGCGCUGGCAUUGCUAUGUUGAUCUACAGGGGCAAGCUGGUGUGCUGCGGCAUCGACAACUACACAGACUGGUUCAACACCCCGUACUCCAGAGCCCAGGAAGAGAAGUCUGUGCCAGAGUCCUGCUGUCGUGUCAGUGUCAGGGAGUGUCAUCACAUAGGACUGUCUGGCGGCAAUGCCACCGUAGAGGACAUCUAUACCCAGGGCUGCCAUAAGUUUGUGGUCAACUUUAUCAAUGGAAACAUGGGACCUAUUGGAGGUGUUGCUUUAGGUAUUUCCUUCUUCCAG
Molecule: messenger RNA, 609 nt
Organism: Candidula unifasciata
Lineage: Eukaryota; Metazoa; Mollusca; Gastropoda; Stylommatophora; Geomitridae
Source: the annotation of a GenBank genome assembly